Messenger RNA from Daucus carota subsp. sativus, 1948 nucleotides. RefSeq lists its product as uncharacterized. Gene Ontology annotation, molecular function: catalytic activity. Bases 108 to 1595 code for a protein of 495 amino acids. The transcript is spliced from 8 exons. NCBI's taxonomy places the organism in Eukaryota, Viridiplantae, Streptophyta, Magnoliopsida, Apiales, Apiaceae. The record is from RefSeq and is a predicted model, not a curated record.
UCACCCUCGUUCUUGUUCUCGUUGGGUUUGUUUACACUCUAGUUGUGUGUGAAGUUUGAAGUACAGGCUGUGCAGGUGAUCCAUUGAGAAGUGAGGGUGCAAAGAAGAUGAUGCUUUCAGCUGCUCUUUCUACUUCAUCUUCUACAAAACCCCCCUACGCCAUCAUCACAAACCACCUCUACAAAACCCCCCCUCCAUUCACAACCACACUCUUUCAAUCGCACUCACCUCUUCCAUCAUCAUCCAUUCCAAUUGCUGCUCCAAUUAGGGCUUCUUACUCUUCUGAUUACGAAUCUUCCUCAUCAUCGUCGUCGUCGUCGUCUCCGGCCAAGGCUCUUCGCCGCCUUCUCGAAUCCCCAGGACUUCAUCAAGGCCCUGCUUGUUUCGAUGCCCUCAGCGCCAAGCUUGUCCAAUCAGCCUCAUUUCAGUUCUGCUUUACUAGUGGGUUUAGCAUAUCAGCUGCUCGGCUGGGGUUGCCGGAUACUGGAUUUAUAUCAUAUGGAGAAAUGCUCGAUCAAGGCUCACAAAUAACUGAGGCUGUAUCAAUUCCUGUAAUUGGUGAUGGAGAUAAUGGGUAUGGUAAUGCCAUGAAUGUGAAAAGAACUGUCAAGGGAUACAUCAAAGCUGGAUUUGCUGGAAUAAUAAUUGAAGAUCAGGUGUCUCCCAAAGCUUGUGGACAUACACGUGGACGGAAAGUAGUUUCUAGAGAAGAAGCAGUUAUGAGGAUAAAAGCAGCUGUUGAUGCUCGAAAAGAAAGUGGCUCUGACAUUGUAAUUGUAGCUCGAACAGAUUCUCGUCAAGCACUCUCAUUUGAUGAGUCAAUUUGGAGGUCAAAGGCCUUUUCUGAUGCUGGAGCUGAUGUUCUCUUUAUUGAUGCACUGGCAUCAAAAGAGGAAAUGGAACAAUUUUGUCGAAUUUCUCCUAUUGUUCCAAAAAUGGCAAAUAUGCUUGAAGGAGGAGGAAAAACUCCUAUACUCAGUCCUCUUGAACUUGAAAAUAUUGGAUAUAAGCUUGUCGCAUAUCCUUUGUCCUUGAUGGGAGUUUCCAUUCGUGCAAUGCAGGAUGCGUUGGCUGCCAUUAAAGGAGGCCGUAUACCUUCCCCUGGAAGCAUGCCAUCUUUUGAAGAAUUACAAGAAAUUUUAGGAUUUAACUCUUACUAUGAAGAAGAGAAGCGGUAUAUUACUAAAGAAAAUGCACUAUAUUCUGAAGGAGUCUCAGCUAGCAGCAAAGACUUCACCAUGCGAGAGAGGGAUGAAGAUGACAAGGAGCAGAGAAGUCAGAGCUUACAAGAACCUGUUGUUGAAGUAUUAACUCCUGAAGUCUACAGUGAAUUUGGUGCAGGUAGUUCUGCUGAUCCAUUUUCAGGGAUCUGGUCAAGAAAGCUGAGGGUCAAAAUAAUUGGACGAGAUGGUUCUGAAAAACUUGAUGUCCGUAUUCCAGCUGGAUUUUUGGAUGGCAUUACAAAUAUAGUUCCAGCUCUUGGAGGUAUAAAUAUCAAGGAGCUCAUGGAUGAUGCAGCUCUAGAAGUUGGAGGGAAGCUUUUGUUAGACUUCAAUGACGCGAGGGGAGAUAGGAUUCAAGUAUUUCUGGAGUAGAUUUGCUGCACUUAUAUGUCUAAAUACUGUGCUAGCCGAGUCUAUCAAAGAGCUAUAAAUUUCUGCAUCAAAAGAAAACUCAUCUUUUGGAGGGGACACCAUUAGAGAACAAAAUUAUGAAUCGGGGUAUCCAGCGAUAAUUGGGUAAAUCUUGGGAUCAUAGCUAUGGGUUUUAGCUACUUAUGGCUUAUGGGGCUGGGGAUACACUGAUACUUGUUGAAUUGAUGGAUGAUUGUGAAACAACUAAACCUUGGACAUCCAACUGUGCAAAACAACUCUCCUACCAAUGGACAAUGAAAAUAGAGUUGAUUGCUUUUUUUUUUACCCCUAAAUGAGAAUGUUUUUUGGAUUUC